ACGCGCACAUACCAAGACCAUUCAUCAAGAAAAUACUAAGAUGUAACACAGAUAUCGUUUCAUCAUACUGGCAACUUCAGAAUGCAAACGAUUUGAGGCUAGCUGAAAUGGCUGCAAGAAAGAAGAAACAGAUGCUAUUGUUGCUGCACAACAAGAUGGUUACUGGCGAUUUAACCCCUGAAACCUGGCUGCUCAAUCAUUACAGUCGAUGCCUGAUAGGCAAAAUCACCAAAAUUAAUAAACCACUUGUUGAUAUCAUGAAAACAAUCAGCACCCACCUAAACGACGACGAGAGAGCUACUCUUGCAGCCAAAUAUUUUUGGGAUGAGACCGAUGCUAUAAAGAUCUGUAUUGAAGCCGACACAAGUUUGUUCCUUGUUGGUCUCGAAUGUAAAGAGACGGAAGUGACACAGAUGCUAAUUCAGACAGAAACGUUCUUGUCCCGGAUACUUGAAGAUAUUGGUAGACAUGAUCUUGUAAAAAUCAUGCAGACAAAGUUUGAAAAGAGAAAAAUGCAGUUUGUUCAGGAAUAUACUGAGGUUCAGAUGAUGGACGGAAUUGGUCCAGUAAAUAUAUACGUUUCACUGAUCUUUUCUUUGAUUGAGAAGUUUGCACAUUAUUUUCUUGCGAGACAUAUUGCAAGUUCUACGCAAAUGUUUUGAUAUGAAAAAAGAACAAGGAAGUUACGUACUCCACACAGAGUGAUUUUGAUGCUUAUCAUUUAUGUAUCACCCUCAGAUGUUGAAUAUUUCAGAUGAUCAAAGCAAUGUAACAACAAUAUACAGUAUCCAGUAAGAGACAUGUAUGCAAAAUUUAAACUACAUUUUACUGUGCCGUUUUUAUUAAUUUUUUUGUAUAAUCCAUGAUAUUUCCGCAUGCUCAAGUAGAUACAAAUUCAAAGUGAUGGCCACUGUCCAAAACGUUUGCAGAGAAUUCAUUAUAAAAUCAAUUUUGAUAAAAGAAACACCAACGUGUUCAUUAUAAAACAGUAAAUCACAAAAUAAAUAUAUUUCUAGGGUGCCUCAAGUAAAAGGAUUAAAUGAAACAAAAUUCAAAUUCCAACAUUGUAAAAUUAAGGUCGAGUCCUGUGGGACUGCUUUUAAUGUUACUCACUUCAUUUAAAAAAUAACCUUAAUUUCUUCCGUAAAAAAAGAGGCCACACAUUAAGUGUCCACUCUUCCAUUUUGGCUUCAACAUAUAUACAUAUAAAAUAUCAUAUAAAUGGAAAAACACGUUAAGGUAAGCAUUUGGUCAUUUGCUUGGUGAAAAAAAGAAAUCUUUACCUUGGUGAAGACAUAAUCCGGUAAUAUUUAGGUAAAACACUAACAGUGUUUUUCAAAUAUCCCACCUGUGUGGAUAUUGAUUUUAUGAGGGUUAGUAUUAAACUACGCAACCUGGAGGUGUAAAAUAGUAAAGACUUUAUGUAAUUUAAACAUAUUAGACAAAAUAGUAAAAGCUUUACCGUAUGUAACUUAUUAUUUUUAAAGAUGUCUAACUCUGUCCCAUUCUGUUUCAGAGAUAAACUUUGGACAGCAAGAAAUCACUUAUCAAAUGAAAACUUUUCAGUUUUGUACAAUCAGUCAAUAGUAACUUAAGUCUAAACUUAAAGUUAUUAUGUAAGCGGAAAAACUUGGUCCCAGUGGGACUUGAACCUAUGCCCCAUGAAACAUUUAAGUCAAAGUAGGUUUAUUGAAGGAAUUGAAUACUCUUCAAAAGGAGGUACACUAUUAUAUGGGUCAUACCUUAAUGAAGAAUACGCUAACAGAUUCAGCACCAAUAACGAAUGUAAACCUCUUCAUUUUCAGUACAACGUAAUAGUAGGAUCUACGAAUAGUUCUAGGGAAAGUUUUCGAACUGUUUUUGCAUGUUUUUAUCAAAAUGUUAAAACUGUAAAGUGUAUGUGUUGAUUCAGCUAUGUUUACAAAAUGAGCCCUUGAACAAUUACAUUGUCUGUAUGUUUGAAAGUUUUUAUAUCAUUUUGUUGAGUUUUGCUAAUAAGAUGACCCCAUGUCUUAAAGUCUUUACAAGGUGUCUUCAUUGGGUGAAUAUCAAUCGAAGUUAAGUUCAACAUCGAUAAAGUAUAUCUUUAAAAGCUUUUUGUAAUUGAAUUAUCAUGUUACGAGACAUUUCGACACAUUUCGAAUAGUUUGUUUUGGGUUAUAUCAAUAACAUUAUUCAUUCAGAUUCUUUCAAGGCUUUGGGAUCUCGUAGUCUUAACUAGUAUUGUGUGGGGUAAGUGUCAGAAUGUCCUAAGUGCCUAAAGGACCCUCGAAUUAUCAAUAUUAAUCUGUUUUCGAUUCUAGCAAUAUUGUUUUGGAAAAUUGAUUUGCAUUUGCUUAUUUCAAAGUAUUGAAUGUUUGCACUAAGUGAGAGUACAUUGUAUCUUUUUUUUUCAUUUAAAUAAAUUUUCUCGAUCCUUAAUUACAGUGAUAUUUAAAUGUUAA
This is a messenger RNA of Mercenaria mercenaria, 2444 nucleotides long. RefSeq lists its product as uncharacterized. The coding region runs from base 108 to 662 and encodes 184 amino acids. Lineage: Eukaryota; Metazoa; Mollusca; Bivalvia; Venerida; Veneridae. The record is from RefSeq and is a predicted model, not a curated record. The transcript is spliced from 3 exons.